GUGUUUCCCACACAUGAUGUGUCUUAAAAAAUAGCCUAAGUGCAGUUUUUUUUUUCCCGUCUAAAGUUUAUUUAAUAAAGGCUCAAGGCCCAAUCCACAUACAAGCCCAUACAAAUUAAGGGCAACUAAGAAACUCAAAAGAAACCUCAAGUCCAAUACAAACCCUAGGUCCAAGAAAGGAGCAGAUGUCGGCCGCAUUCCAUCGUGAACCGCAGCAUCACCUCCGCCUCGACUAUCACCGGAAAACUAUCCACCGAUUCACCGAGUCACACCGGAGCUCAAAGACUCCCCACUUUCUUAACCGCGACCGCCAACCUCCCCAAUGCAUCUCAUCUCGGAGAGAAUCAAUCAUUACUGAGAUCUCAUCCGCCAUAGAUUAACACAGACACUAAGGAGAAGGCUUCGCUCAAUCAUCACCCUUUCCACCGGAGGGCUUCCAUCGUCCUCCGAUGAGAUCACCUCCAACAAACGCGAACCAAAUUCACUUAACUAAAAACAACAGAAAAGCAAUCAAAAGGAACUAAACCCUAGAAAGGAACAUAGGGACCAGAAGCCGGCGAGCAAAGCACAAGACGCCUUUAUCCCCCGGAGUCAAAGCCGGCAACAGUGGAACUGUAAGAGCUAGGGAAGCCUCCACAACCCGGGACCUUUAUCGGCGAUGCUAGAGCUAUGGGAGCCUCUACAUCCCGGCACAAAACCGACGCUGAACUGAAGAUUUGUCUAUCCUACAACCUCGCCGCCAAUCCAAAGGAAGAAGAGUUGCAGAGAGCCGAUCCCGGAGCAAAACCCUAACCCAGAUCUGCAUGCAUGUCGGAGAGAAGCGACAGAUCGGAGCAACCACACGAGAACCUAAGCGAAAUGAAAAGGAAAUGAGCCACCGGCGCCGGUACGCGCUCGGACGCGCCACCAGACGCCGGGGCUGCGUUACUCGCGUCUCUCUCUCUUUCUCUCUCUCUCUUUCGCUCUGUUGGUUCUAUAUCGAUUUCAAUGUGUUUUACUGGAUUGUUUCCAGCCUAAGUGCAGUUAUGGAUAAACAAAUUUGUUAUCUAAUCCCAUUUCCAUUCACAAGUUUCACGAAUUGGGUAAAAGCCAAGGAAUCUGUUAUUUGAUAACUUUAUGCAUUACUGUUAAUAAUAAAUUUGGGUUAAUAUGUUGUUUGAUAAAUGGGUUAAUAUCUGGUAACUAAUUUGAUACUUGAUACAUGUUUUGUUAACUGAUACAUAGUUUAACAUUAAAUAAUUUGUUAGAUGAUACAUGGUUUGUUAUUUGAAACAUGUUUUGUUACUUGCAUCUCCAAGCCUCCCAACACUAUGGAUGUAUGGUCCAGUUUCUUUGCUUUUGCCUUUGCCUUUCUUACUUGCAUCUCCAAACCUUCCGACAACCCCACUCGUAUCUGUUAAUAACAAAUAUAACACGUAAUAGUUCCCGUAUCAAUUAAGGAGAAAAUUACCAACACAAUCAUCAUCAUAACAAGUACGAUUCACCUCUUUAUCCAGCAGUCCGUCGUCUGACCCAUCGUCCGACCCACUUCUGCUGUCUGACACACGUCUCGUACUACUGAAAAAUCUGUUUCGAUAAAACAGGGGUAUUUUUGUCCGAUCCAUACCAAAAAGAUACUACUUUUUGGAUUAUCCAUAUUGAUGGGUAUUUAACCAAUUUAGGCAUUUGUUGGGUAUAUUACAUUCAUUGUCCUUAAAGGAAAACUAGAGUUUGACCCGUACGUUCGGGCGAACUUGCAUGUGUUAAUUUUUAUCUUUUUAUAAAUUGUUUGAUGAUAUUUAUAAACCCAUGUUAUCUGGAUAUUCUAGGUUCUUACAGAGUUUUCCAGACCUAGAAGGAUCCGAGUCCGAAUCCCGUCCGAAAAUUUAUAAUAUCCAAACAAAUUUUAAUUCUAAACCCAAAAAAUCGAUACAAAAAAUCGAUUCGUAUCCAAACGGGUCAGUUGAAUUCUUGUCAUGAAUGAAUCAAUUUCAUUCAAACUUGUGAAAUUAUUUUGGUUAACACGUAAAAUAAAUGUUGUCGAAUUAUUAUGGUAAAUAUAAUUAAUGAAGUAAUUAGGAAGAGUGAAAAUGGAAUGUAAAAGAUGUAACAAAAACACUUAAAAAUAUUUAAAUUCUAUUUUGUACUCUGUAAUAAAUGAAGUUGAAUUAAUUAUAAAGGACAAUAAAUAAAGUGGUUAUAAUUAGUAUAAAAAUGAAUGAAACUAUGUAACAAAUCACUUAAAAUUAGACAAAUAUUAUAGGGAAAAUUGCCAAAAGAGAACAAGAAAUCAGCAUAGUUGUCCCUAUAGUAUAAAUCCAACCUAAAGUAGUCCCUAUAGUAUAAUGUUUUCCAUAAUACCAAAAGUAACCUUUAAUUAAUCUUAUUAAACAUAAUUAAUUUGGUUUUUUAUAAAAAAAUAAAAAUGAUUCGGUUUAAUAAAGUUACCGGGUUAGAAAAAAAAAUCAGAAGAAAAGGGGUCAAAAGCUUGAUUUCCCUAACCCUAACAUCGUUGGUCUCUCCGCCUCUCUCUUUCACGGAGAUAAAGAUGGCGAUUUUGUCUUCUCCGUUGUGCUCCCUCCGGUGAAAUCAACGACGGAACCCACCGAAGCUUCUCUCUCCACCUCUACGUCUCUCUGCUACUCUCCGCCUCUCUCCACCUCUCUCCGCCUCUCGCCGCCUCUCCGCUUCUCGCCACCUCUCUGCUUCUCUCCGCCUCUCUCGGCGUCUUUCCUCCUCUCGCCGCCUCGUCGGUUCUCUCCACCUCUCGCCGCCUCUCCGCUUAUCGCCACCUCUCCGCUUCUCUCCGCCUCUCCGCCUCUCUGCCUCAAUUUGCGAACGGUUUGUUUCUUUGAUUUGUCUUAGUCUUUGUUUCAUUAUUAAUUUUGUGACUUUGACUUGGAUCAAUAUUUGUUUGCUUGUGUGGAUUGACUUUUUGAUUAUGUGAACCGAUUUUAUUGAACAAUGUUAGUGUUUGUGUUUGUCUUUGUGAGUGUUACGAUACUGAUUUCGUUGAACAAUGUUAUUGUUUGUGUUCGUGACUGUUACUAUACUGAUUUCGCUGAACAAAGUUUGUGUGUAGUUGACUCUUAAUUGUCUUAGUUUGCUGAUUUGUUUGCGAGAUGGAGAUUGACUUGUUUUAAUUUGAUUAAUCGAUCUACUGUGUUUCUAAAUUUAAAUUUGAUUAGACAAUGGUGUUUGGUUUUGAUUAUUAUCUUGUGUUUGGCUCAGUUUCACUCUUACGUUUGUUUCGGACGUUUGCGUGUUUAUGCUUUCAUGUGAUGUCUUUUGGUGUUAACAACCAUGUGUUUUAUUAUCUUUUGUAGAUAUGGAGCUUGAGCUACCCAAACGAUUGUAUGCAGAGGGUUCAGAACCUCGGGUUAAGAAGAUCAACAACAGUUGCCGCAUGGAACUUAUCAGAGAUCUGAAGAAAGCUAUGUGUGCCGAGUAUGAUGAUGUGAAGAGAGAUCCAGUUUUCACACAUAUCAUGGCUAUUGCCGAAAAUGAUCUCAAGUUCUCUGGGAAACUAGUGGAUAGCUUCAUAUGUAGGCAGCUGAUUACCUCAAAGCUGCAUGAGAAGUGGUUUGUUUUUGCGAGGACGCCUCUCCGGUUUUCGCUUCAAGAGUACCAUGCCGUGACAGGCCUCAAGAUUACACGGGAAACUAACAGUGACGUAGUGAAAUGGAAAAACGACGGGGGUUUUUGGAGUAACCUACUGCACACAGGUGGUAAGAUCACCUUGCAGUCGAUCAGAAAGGUUCAUCUACAAGAAGUUCACACCUGGACUCGGCUUGAUAGGAUGAGGUUGAUCUACUUGUGUGUAAUAGUGGGUGUGGUGAUGGGGAGCGAUGAGAAGGUGUCCAUCCCUGAUAUGUACAUCAAGUUGGUGAUGGAUUUUGACAAGGUUCGGAAGUUCCAUUGGGGUCUUCACUCGUAUGAUUUCCUGCUGAGUUCGAUUGAGAAGGCUAGGAAGAAGUUGGGUAAGAAGGAGAGCUACAUUUUCGAGGGUUUUUCCUAUGCUCUCCAGAUUUGGAUUAUGGAGGCAAUUCCAGAUUUUGGAGAAAUUUUAGGCAGAAGAGUCUCAGACAGCUUCAAAGGUCCAAGGUGUGGCAAUUGGAAAGGAGUUGCAAAAGUUUCUUAUGAAGACAUCAUUGAGCUCGAGGACUCCUUAACUAACAAGGAUAACUUCUUCUCGGUCAUAUCAGUGACUGGUAAUGGUGAUGUGUUUCUAGAUGCUCAGUACACAAGGGAGGGUGAGAUGGAAGAUGAACGAGUGGACCUUGUUUUGGAGAGGAUCAGGAACAAGUAUGAUUGGAGCAGCACAGACUGGCCAGUUUUAGACCCUGAAGAGUCUAAAAUGGAGGAACCCGACAGCCAUGAUAGAGGGUCAGAAGCUGAUAAGAGCGUGGAUCAUACGGAUGUUGUAGCAGACGAGGAGACCUCUUCGGUUCAGGUUGCAGGAAAAGGCAAGAGAAAGUUUCUUGAUGAAGGAGCAGAGACAAGAAAGAAAAAGGUGCUGUGUAAGCGAUCAGCAGAAAAUUUUCUGACUUUUGGUCCUGAAACUAAGAGUUUCAUUGAGGGUCUUAUCCGCACAUCUGUCACUUCAUUGGGAGAUGUGCUCAGUAUGCAAAUGGCGAAUAUGGAGAGAGUGUUUACAGAGAGGAUGGGGAAGAUGGAGAUUGAGGUUUCACAGCUCAAGGACGCAAUCAGUUUGACUGGUGAAGGAAGCUAUCCUAGUAAGAAAGAAACUGAAGAAGCUCCACUAAACAGCAAAGCCAAGCAAGCUCCACCUAAGAGCAAAGGCGCUCAAGCUCCACCUAAGAGCAAAGGCGCUGAAGCUCCACCUAAGCGCAAAGGCGAUCAACCUACUCCAACAAAAAAGGUACUACCUAAGAGAAAGUGUAGAACUUGAUGAACCUGGAACUA
Molecule: messenger RNA, 4905 nt
Organism: Brassica napus (rape)
Lineage: Eukaryota; Viridiplantae; Streptophyta; Magnoliopsida; Brassicales; Brassicaceae
Exons: 2
Coding region: 3308-4891 (527 amino acids)
Source: RefSeq, a predicted model, not a curated record